Brugia malayi is the source of this 237-nucleotide messenger RNA. RefSeq lists its product as uncharacterized. The transcript has 3 exons. Lineage: Eukaryota; Metazoa; Nematoda; Chromadorea; Rhabditida; Onchocercidae. Bases 1 to 237 code for a protein of 78 amino acids. The record is from RefSeq and is a predicted model, not a curated record.
AUGAAUGUUCAUUUUCGUCACUACUUUCUUUUCUUUUUGUUGCGUCAGAAUUAUCAGGGAAAAAUUGCGGCUCCCAUGGAGGAUCAAGAAAUCGAAGUGCUUUUCGAAUACCUUAAAAGGGAGCCGGAGAUGUACCGGAUUUUGCAAAGGUUCGUGAGCAGGACUGUUCAGGCGCUGCAACUGGCAAUGCUGGAGUACCGAUGGAAUGCUGCUGCUGCCGCUGCUAUAUUAUGGUAA